This is a messenger RNA of Onychomys torridus (southern grasshopper mouse), 8057 nucleotides long. It is a transcript of the gene Arhgap26, whose product is annotated as Rho GTPase activating protein 26. Gene Ontology annotation, molecular function: GTPase activator activity; protein binding. Gene Ontology annotation, biological process: signal transduction. The transcript has 22 exons. The record is from RefSeq and is a predicted model, not a curated record. Bases 346 to 2493 code for a protein of 715 amino acids. Lineage: Eukaryota; Metazoa; Chordata; Mammalia; Rodentia; Cricetidae. Gene Ontology annotation, cellular component: cytoplasm.
GCGCCCCGGACGCCGGCGGGGCUGCCGAGGCUUCUGUGAGAAGGCGCUCGAGGCUGCUGAGGAGCGAACCCGCAGAGGAGGCGGGGAGGCGGUGGCCGCGCUCGUUCGCUUCCCGGCGCCGCCAAGGGUCCGCCGCCGCGCCUCCAGCCCGCGUGCCGCUGGGUGGCUCCUCGCAGGAGCACCCGCCGCCCGGCUGAGUCCCGGCUGCCGUCUCUAGAGUCUCCCGCUCCCUCUGGCCCCGCGCGCGGGGCCAGCCGGCGCCACACCUGUGGAACGGCCGUCGUCGCGGGUGUCCGCCGAGCAGCGCGCGGGGCGCGUCCCCUCGGCUCGGCUGCACGGGCAGAAAUGGGGCUCCCGGCGCUCGAGUUCAGCGACUGCUGCCUCGACAGCCCGCACUUCCGAGAGACGCUCAAGUCGCACGAAGCGGAGCUGGACAAGACCAACAAAUUCAUCAAGGAGCUCAUCAAGGACGGGAAGUCGCUCAUUAGCGCGCUCAAGAAUUUGUCUUCAGCAAAGCGGAAGUUUGCAGAUUCCUUAAAUGAAUUUAAAUUUCAGUGUAUAGGAGAUGCAGAAACAGAUGAUGAGAUGUGUAUAGCGAGAUCUUUGCAAGAAUUUGCCACUGUCCUCAGGAAUCUUGAAGAUGAGCGGAGUCGCAUGAUUGAGAAUGCCAGUGAGGUGCUCAUCACACCCCUGGAGAAGUUUCGAAAGGAGCAGAUCGGGGCUGCCAGGGAAGCCAAAAAGAAGUAUGACAAAGAGACAGAGAAGUAUUGUGGCAUCUUAGAAAAGCAUUUGAAUCUGUCUUCUAAAAAGAAGGAGUCUCAGCUGCAGGAGGCAGACAGCCAAGUGGACCUGGUCCGGCAGCAUUUCUAUGAAGUGUCCCUGGAGUAUGUCUUUAAGGUGCAGGAAGUCCAAGAGAGGAAGAUGUUUGAGUUUGUGGAGCCUCUACUGGCCUUCCUACAAGGACUCUUCACUUUCUAUCACCAUGGUUAUGAGUUGGCCAAGGAUUUUGGUGACUUUAAGACACAGUUGACCAUCAGCAUACAAAAUACAAGAAACCGCUUUGAAGGAACCAGGUCUGAAGUGGAAUCGCUGAUGAAGAAGAUGAAGGAAAAUCCCCUCGAGCACAAGACCAUCAGCCCCUACACCAUGGAAGGGUACCUCUAUGUGCAGGAGAAACGUCACUUUGGAACUUCUUGGGUGAAGCACUACUGUACAUACCAACGGGAUUCCAAACAAAUCACCAUGGUUCCAUUUGACCAAAAGUCAGGAGGAAAGGGGGGAGAAGAUGAGUCCAUCACCCUCAAAUCCUGCACGAGGCGGAAGACAGACUCCAUCGAGAAGAGAUUCUGCUUUGACGUGGAAGCAGUAGACAGGCCAGGGGUUAUCACCAUGCAGGCGUUGUCGGAAGAGGACCGUAGGCUCUGGAUGGAAGCCAUGGAUGGCCGGGAACCUGUCUACAACUCAAACAAAGACAGCCAGAAUGAAGGGACCGCACAGUUGGACAGCAUCGGCUUCAGCAUAAUAAGGAAGUGCAUCCAUGCGGUGGAAACCAGAGGGAUCAAUGAGCAAGGACUCUACAGAAUCGUGGGGGUUAACUCCAGGGUGCAGAAGCUGCUGAGUGUCCUGAUGGAUAACCCGUACUGCAGUGCUGGCUGCCCGGGUGUGGGUACCUGGUGCAAGAGCUCAGGUAGGGAGCCCAACUCUACUCGAGAAGGCAAGAAUGUUGCCAACAACCACAAGCAGAACCUGAUGACUGUGGCAAACCUUGGCGUGGUGUUUGGGCCCACCUUGCUGCGGCCUCAGGAAGAAACAGUGGCAGCCAUCAUGGACAUCAAGUUUCAGAACAUUGUCAUUGAGAUCUUAAUAGAGAACCAUGAAAAGAUAUUCAACACCGUGCCUGAUGUGCCCCUCACCAAUGCCCAGCUACACCUGUCCCGGAAGAAAAGCAGUGACUCCAAACCCCCAUCCUGCAGCGAGAGGCCCCUGACGCUCUUCCAUGCUAUGCCAUCCACAGAAAAACAGGAGCAAAGGAACAGCAUCAUCAACUCCAGUUUGGAAUCGGUAUCCUCCAGUGCAAACAGCAUCCUUAAUUCUAGCAGCAGCCUGCAGCCCAAUAUGAAUUCCAGUGACCCAAACCUGGAUGUGGUCAAACCUACUCGGCCCAAUUCACUCCCCCCGAAUCCAAGCCCAACUUCACCCCUCUCGCCAUCAUGGCCCAUGUUCUCGGCGCCAUCCAGCCCUAUGCCCACCUCAUCCACGUCCAGCGACUCAUCCCCCAUCAGGCCAGAAGAAGCAGUUCGUGAAGACUCCAGCACACCGUUCCGGAAGGCAAAGGCCUUGUAUGCCUGCAAAGCCGAACACGACUCUGAGCUUUCGUUCACAGCAGGCACCAUCUUCGAUAACGUUCAUCCAUCUCAGGAGCCUGGCUGGUUGGAGGGGACUCUGAAUGGAAAGACUGGCCUCAUCCCAGAGAACUACGUGGAGUUCCUCUAACCUGGAGCCCCCAGCAGAGCUGCUGAGCUUUACGUGGUCUCCAUGACAACUGCUGAUUCUGGGGUUGUGGGCCACUUUUCAUUGCCACUGAGAAAGCCGGGAGCCUGACUGUUGCUUCCUGCCAACAUGAAUGCAUCUGGGAACUUGUGUCACAUCUCUCCACGAUCAUCUCAGCUGACGACACCACAGUGAUGCUGCAAGAAUUGAAAGCCAAUGAGCAGAGGAGGCCAUUUGAUUUUGAUAACCUAGAGGAGGGCUUGCAAAGCUGUUUUCUCAUGAGUACCCUAAAGAGCAAGCCCUGAUUUCCUUUCAACAGUCAUCCAAACCUCCAGCCUUCUGGAAAGAGGAAACAGGAUGAGAAUAGUCAUACAGAAAUUGCAGCAGUGCUAAGCUGGACAAGGCAGGGCAAAGAAACUGGCACCAAGAUGCAGGCUGCCUAGACUGCUGUUUACAGCAGACACCCUUUCUCUCUCCUUCCUUCUCCCAGAGACACAGUGCUGCAGGCAGCUGGGCCUGUCGGCAAGCACACAGGAUGAAGGGGUUGCCGCACUGUUUAUGGAAGGUCCAAUCUCUCACCAUCUCUUGAGCAGCUGUUGGCCUACAGUCAGCAGAUUUCAGUCCAGUCCUCUCAUGCAGAGAAGCACAUGCCCCUCACGUUCUCUGCCACUGAAGGCUUCCAUCACUGCCAUCACCUAGUAACUAUAGCAACCCAACCUACUUUAAAACUAAGCCAAAAAUAAUACUCCUCUUUGUAUGACAACCCCCUCUACCAGCUCUGGUAGGUUUUUUUUUUUUUUUUAUUUUUUUUUUUUUUUUUUAUGAUCUUCUAACAAUCUGAAGCAGAGGAUUAGAGCAUUAGGGUGGUCUCUCUGGGGCAGACAGGAUAGCAACUGAGGACUGUUCCUUUUCUGGUAAUGUCAACAUCAUCAGGAUAGGUUUGGAGCAAACUCUAAGAACCUCUUGAGUUUAAAUCUUAUAAUCAAUACUUCUGUUCUUCAUGCAAUGAGUUCUUGCUUCAGAGGGCAAGAUGCUGCCUCCCUCUAGGCAAGCGUCUAACAGGUCCCAUCCAGCCCCCACCCCACCCCACCCCUCUGCUGCCUGCCUUUGCCUUUGCCAAUAACCCCCAAACAGUUCCCUAGAAUGCUUUUGCUACUGAGGUCCUGUGGAGUUUAGAGAUGACUCUUGGGCCAAACCUAUAGCCUGAAUUUUAAAAGGACAUUUGUAUUCACUGCCACCCGGAAAAGAGGGAAUCAUUAACUAGGUUGUCCAGGCAUGAGACUAAUAUAGACCAUUAAGGAUCUGGAAGACACCAGAUAUUGAGGCCUGGGGGCUAGGUUGGGUGUCUUCUAGGACAGGGAAUUCUCAAAAGGCCCUGGGUUUUAACUGUUGUGCAUGGGAGACCACAUGGACAUUUCAACAUCACAUGACCUCCAAAGAACAUAAUCAUGGUAUCUUCAUAGAUGAAUGCCCUUAUUAGGGGGACUCUGGACAGACAAACGGUCCCUCUCUCCAGGAGCCCCUUGGGUGGCCGUGUUGCUCCAGAGUGUCUUUGGCUCUGGGACUCUGGGACUCCCUUAGUGUUCUAUAAGGAAAAAAAGAAAAACUUGAAUUGUGUUGAAUUACUGUAUCUUUUGCUUUUUUUUUUUUUUAAGAUAAACUUGUAAAUAGAAUGAUUUGAAAUAUUAUAUGGUAAAGUUUUAUAUUUGAUAUUCUUUAAGCUAGUCGCUCCCUACAUUUAGUAUUUUGAUUGCUGAACAAGUGUAUUUAAAGGGGUGCGAGAGAGGCUGGGUUGAUGAGUCACGGUCAUGUCCCCUCUCUGGCCCAGUGAAAGAAUGUUUCCCUAUGAUUUCCUGUCAGGAAGCCUGAAAAGUUAAUUGUACUCAGUCUUCUUUAUCUAUGUGUGAUUUCAGGCUUCAGAGUUCAGAGAGUGUUUUCAGGUAAUGAAUUUUCAAAGAACUCCCCUCUAAUAGUAAAGUGACACUCAGGACCUAAGGUGGGGCAAGGGGUGACGUGUUUGUUCGUUUUUGUUUGUUCUUCUCAGGUGUAUUUCUUGGUACCCCAGGAUGUCCAGACAAAAGGAGAUGAGACAAUUACUCCUUUUCUUCCACCUGCCCUAAGGUUUUCAUAACUAUAGCCUAGCUAGUAUGGAAACGUGUCUCUGCUAAGAACAAAACAAGAAAGCCAGCAGCGCUGUGCUUCUUAGUUGUGGGUGUGCUUUUACUCCUCCUGUGGCUGUGUCUGCACUUCCCUCUCACCUCCAAAUUCCCUGCAGCUGCAGAGGGAAAACGAGACUGCACCAUCACAGUUUUUAGAGUGCCUGCAAUGUUAACAGGAGUUGACUGUUGUGACUCUAUAUUGACUUUACCAGCUACAGGAUUGUACUGUUGUCUCCCAGGAACUCAGCCAGGAGGAAGGGCGACUCUGCCCUGCAGUUGGGGAAGCAGAGCAAGGCAAACAGAGGACUCAGAACUGCCAUGGAUGCUGGGUGCCAUGGCUCAUGCCUUGUAGUCUUAGCACUUGCAAGGCAGAGGCAAGGGGAGUACUGAAGUCCUAAGCCAGCCGUGUUUGGGGGCGGGAAGAGGGAUUGAAAACAGGAAGAAAAGAAAUAGAGGAUGCAGGGUUCCAAACCUAUUCCCUGGAAGCUUGAGAACAAGGUUGGAAAUAGGGCCUGAAGGGCAUGCACACUCAAGUAGCAUUGAAAGAGCCCAGCAUGAUACUUUUAAUAUGUCUGAUGAUUUAAAUUGUCACCUGCCCCAUCGUAAGUGAGGUGUUCUUGUAGUCAGGGCCCAGCAUGACUGCUUGGGUACAUAUCCCUCUCUCCUGAGCUGGCCUUGGUUUGAAGCUGCUCUCUGAGGCUGACCUCCUUCCAGUUUCCCUGAGGCCAUGUGUGGCUUAUGACAGAUGGUCACUCUGGUUCCCUCUGUCCAGCCAGGCCUCCCUCCUCCUCCUCAGCUAAAGAACUGGGGAGAUGAAUAUGAGCCAAGUGAACUGGGAGAUUAGAAGUGAAAUGUACCCUUUCUGCUCUUUGAACAGCCCCUCAGCUCCCAUGAAUAAGGAAAACUGGGGUAGAAUGUGGGGAGUGAGUUAUCAGAAUGGAAGUUCAUUGACUGGACACCUAAAGGUUUCCCUGGAGCAUUGAGCUCCUCUUGUAAGGCCCUGGGAUCAGGUGGUUGGGACCUGAAUUUGGGGACAUUAUGAUUGGCUUCACUCCUCCUCAAGAUACACAGUUCUCUAACUGAACAGUGCCAUGCUGAUUUCAAAUCCCUGUCCCCAAGCAAGGAAAAUCAGGACUUGCCCAAAUGGAUGAAAUUCUCUCCCAGUGUAUAAGAAUAAACUCCAUUUAGUGGACCCUUCAGUAAUCUAUAAGUCUUGGAGCCAGUUUUUAGUAUUUCUAAAGCCUGUAUGUGAAGGCUUGUGGGUGCUUUUUUACAGUGAAGCAAAGACAAACUUAGCCUAAGUCCUUGCAGACUGGCACUGGCUGGUAGGACUGAACCAUGCUGGUUCCUUGGGAAUUGCAGGCACUUGCCCACAACUCCAGACGUGAGUGUGCCAUACCUGGAUCUCAGAGAGAAAUCCUUGUCAGCUGCAUUUUCUUCCUGAAAAUGGUGGUACCAAUUCUACCAAAAGCUGCUGCUCAGCCUUAGAGGCUCUGGAAGCAUCCAUUAUUAAGGCAUGGGGAAAAGGAGUAAGAUGGUGAGAUCAUCUGUUCACGGCUGGCUGUGGACACCUUUCAUCCUCUGCCAUCUGCUUCCAGAGACAAGGCUGCUCUCCUAGCUUCAUAGCCAUGGAGCUCCCGGGUGCACCAGAGACUACCCUGACACCCCACAUUUGCUCUAUCACUCACCAUCCCUAGUAGAUGAGGGAACCACACAUCUGCUUAGAUACCUGACUCUCAAAGGCAUCUCCCCAGUGUCUGUGAAGGGAGUUAUCUGCCACUUCUGGCAAACUUGACACUUAUGUUGACAGCCCUGCCCCAUAGCCCUUUAAUCAGCCAGGUGCCCCUCACACCCCACAGUGGUGUUUGAAAAAUGUCUUUUGUACUCAAAUAUUUCUGCAGCCAUGCCGAUCUAGUGGUUGUCUGUGAGCAUAGCAUCAAAAUGCCAAGAAGAGAGCAAUGAGCCUUGCACAUUCCUCCAACAUACCCGAGACGAGACUCCACCAAGUAAUAAUUAGCUCUCUUCCUUUUGACGCCCACGGUACUUGUCUAACUUAAAGAGUUUCCCAAAGCAGACAGAGAUUCCAGGUGUCACUCAGAGGCAGCCCUGUGUUCAUGGGAAGAAAAGCAUAGAUACAAAAGCUCCAGGAUUGGAAAGGGAAAAGUGAACCACAUUGAGGAGCCCCAGGUCUUUAAAGAGUGCUAAGAUACUGCUCUUAUGAGUGAGCAGUAUAUCUUAUGAAGGGGUGAGGGGUGGAAAGGGACUACCACAGGAAAAAUUUCACAACUAAUAAUUUUUCACAAGUCUGUAGGACACUGCAAAAUGAAAAUACCCUUCAUGGUGGAAUGUUUUAGAGAGCAACAACUGAGCAUCGUCCUAAACUAUGGAAGAUGAGUCAAGAACUAGUGUGUCAAAAUUAGUGUAGUUGGUGGGGACCAGAGUAUGGCUAAUUCAAUGUCUGAGUAACCUGGAGUAGCUUCAGCCAGGCUGGGACAUUCUGUGCCAUCCCACAACCACAGUUCCCAUAGGCUUAACUCCGACAAGACAGUGUUCCUGGGGGUCAAGAUGCCAGGGCCAGCGUUGUGGCUGUGAAAACAUACAUCUAGUGAUUCUAAAAGUUGUGUGUGCAUGUGUUCGUGUGUAUGUGUUGUGUGUAGCACAUAACUACAUGUGUAAACAUACAGCCUCAUGUGUAGACAUUCAUGAGCUGGCACUUCCAAAGCUUUUACAGCCUUGGAGAUUUGGAAGGAGGGUCUCAGAGGAAUGAGAGGCUGAUGAUUUCCAUGCAAAAGAUCAAAGAUAUAAAUGAAGUGCCAUCUAAAACCCAUGUUCAUAUUUAUCACGUAGUUAUCUGCAGCUGUGUUCCUUUGUGACUUAUUAAAAGUCAUGUUAAAAACUCAAACCCAUAAAUUCCCAAUAGCUAAUGCUAAGCUAGUGUUCAAAAGCACUCUAAAAGACAUUUAGUCCAUAUUUUGGGAAAUAAACUAUUUGCAUGUUUAAUUAAUCUUUUAAGCUACCUUUGAGUAUACUGUACAGUGCUGUGUGAUAUAAUAUCAAUAAAGUACUUAUAAAUGGCACUUUAAUAUUUUGAAAAAUCAUAAGUAACACACUGUUGUAAAUUUCAGUAUUGAAUAUUGACUGGUGCAUAGACUCAAAUUCUGUAAUUAAAAAGUAACCUGCAGCUAGGAUAGAACAUUUUCCUUUUGUUAAAAAGCAACAACAUUUUGCCAUGUUCAGGCUUUAAAAAAAAAAAUGUGUUUCUGUGCCACUGUGCGUAUCUAUAAAGAAAAUACAAUUCCUGUUAAGCACCUCUGAAACUUGGCUUUUUUAUGUUUGGUUUGUGUCUGUGGCAAUCUCUAUAAAGUGAGUGGAAGUAUGACUCUUGAAUUAAAUGAUUUUUCCAUUUGA